Messenger RNA from Salpingoeca rosetta, 2420 nucleotides. Its product is annotated as TEAD-2 protein. Gene Ontology annotation, biological process: hippo signaling; embryonic organ development; regulation of transcription by RNA polymerase II. NCBI's taxonomy places the organism in Eukaryota, Choanoflagellata, Craspedida, Salpingoecidae. Bases 979 to 2283 code for a protein of 434 amino acids. Gene Ontology annotation, cellular component: transcription regulator complex. The transcript is spliced from 7 exons. The record is from RefSeq and is a predicted model, not a curated record. Gene Ontology annotation, molecular function: RNA polymerase II cis-regulatory region sequence-specific DNA binding; DNA-binding transcription factor activity, RNA polymerase II-specific.
CGCCAACAACACCCCUGACUCCGACACCACAAAAACAGAGCAAAGAAUUUUGUCCCCCACCACAACGACCCCUACUACGACGCGAGCACCGCGACCCUGACAAACGCGAAGGGAGACCAACGGUGUGUCGAAGGCGGACGAAGGACCUGACCAACGACAUCAUCCCCCGCCGCCAAAAUCCCAAAACACCGCCACGGUUGCCGCUGAAGUGAGGCAGCGAGCCAAACACCGACCAAACACUUUCCCCAGCAGCAGCAGCAGUUCUUUGGUUGUUGGUGCUGGCGCUGCACGCGCGCUCGCACUCGCCAGACCGCUUGCCCUUGGCGUGCGUGCGUGUGGUCUUCCCACACGCCAGCGGAAAGGGGGAAAAAAACAAAUCACACACACACACACACAACCGCACACAACCACACCCCAACCACCAGACCAACAUCGCUGACAUACCAACGCAGCACUUGCAUGCGAGCGAAGGCAGCUUUGUCAUUCAUCCAACCACCCCUCAAAGCCUCGCCACCCCCGCCUACAUACACAUUCUUUCGCAUUCACUCGCGCACUCCAGCCAGACAGACGACUCACCAGCCAGCACUUGCACCGACGAAGCGCUCGCGUCAGACCACAACGACCCAGCCACAGCACGAGGACUGAACCACACGAACAACCCACAACAACAAGUAGCAAAAACUUGGGACCCACUUUGUCACCGCAUCACCGACUCCCGCACGCAGCACAACCGUCACAACAGCAGCAGCAGCAGCAGAUACAACAAGCAGCCCGCUCACACUCAGACAGCUCACCACACCAGCCAACCAGCCAAGCCCUACGCUUAUCCGCUUUGUUCAGGUUGCUUCUGCAUCCAUUGGCGACCCUUUCGCUUCCCACCCCACCCUCCGUCUUUUCUCUCUACUCGACUGACCGGCUUGUGCCAUCGCCCCCUCACCUCGGGGAGUCAAAACCGCCACCACGAACUCCAUCAACGGAAUGUCGAACAACGUGACUGCCGAAGACGGCGAUGGCGUAUGGUCCGCCGAUAUCGAGGAGGCGUUUGAGGAGGCCCUCAAGAUCUACCCGCCAUGUGGCCGCCGCAAGAUCAUCCUGUCCGAAGAGGGCAAGAUGUAUGGUCGUAACGAGCUCAUCGCCAGGUACAUCAAGAUGAAGACGGGCAAAGUCAGGUCAAGAAAACAAGUCUCCAGCCACAUUCAAGUGCUUGCCCGCAAGAAGCAACGCGAGUUGCAGAGCCAACUCAAGGCCAACCCUCAAGCAGCAGAAAAGCUGGCUGAAACACUCAAGGGCCUCUCCUCGGCCGAGAUUGUGAGCAGCACCCUCGCUGGCAAUGCCCCCAUCCGCCAAGACCGGUCGAUGACGUAUGGUGGCACGCCGUCGAAGCGCGAGGCGCAGUUUAAUACCGGCGCUUCACCCGCAUCGCACGUCAUGUUCCCAGACGCCUUCCACCAACAGCAACAGCAGCAGCAGCCAAGCACUCCACAGCAGCAACAGCACCAGCAACACAUGCCAAGCCCCAUAGCCCCGCAGACAAUGUCCCCCUCCCGGCUUGCACAGCACAUUACAUACAACGGCAUUGCGCGGUUGCGCCUGGCACUGGAUUACUUCUCCGCUGGCAUCACAUACCCAUUCCACCAAGGUGUGCACAAGUUCUUUGAGCUCUCUGGCUCCUACCACUUUGCAGACCCAAGUAUGGAGUGCAUCGACCUCUACCAAAUUGCAGACAAGUUCCCCCAGCUUGAGGAGCUGUAUCGCGCUGGUCCCAAGGAGGCCUUCUUCCUUGUCAAAGUGUGGGCUGACCUCAACUACGACGCCGAGCAGACCACGCAGAUUGCACACGAGGACGACAACGGAAACAUCAACCCACAACCCUCUGACGCAAUCUUCAACCUUGCCACGCGCUUUGAGAGCCUGGAGCGCAUGCCUGUCGAGUGCAGAACAAGCGCAAUCUCGCUUGGAAACGUGGCGGCGGAGAAGAUUCAAGUGACGGAGCCGCGCUAUGAGGGCGGGCGCUUCCUCUACGACCUCACCUCAGGCACCAUGUGCGAAUACAUGACCCAGUUCAUCUCGCACCUCCACGGCGUCAAUGGUGUGGACGUCAUCAAUCUCGUCCUCGAAAACUUUGCUGUCAUGCAGGUGGUGCGCAGUCAGACGACGGGGGAGGUGCUGUUCAGCAUGGCGUGUCUCUUUGAGGCCGUACCGCCUGGUACGCCAACAGGCGUCCACGUGUACAAGCUGCUCGACAUGCGCGAAGAACUCGUGCUUCGACGCAACACCGCAUGAGUCUUGGACACUCUCUUAUCCUCCUUGCUGACAUUGCUUGCCCUUGCUUCUGCUUCUGACUCGCCCUCCCCCCCCCCCUCUUCUUGCGUGCCCAAACUUCCUUUCUUCCCCCCCCCCCCUCUUCUUCUACCUCUUCU